AUGACCCGAGUUGUUCCUCAAACUUUAACUCCAGAUAACGCCGUAGACGAUUCGAUGGUGGUUCACGUGGCACCUCAGCAACAACACCGAAUGAAUGAAUAUAGAGAUGAUGCCAGUGCAGCGGAAAGAUCAUGUACAGCCUCCUCGAUCGUAUCCUCACCUGAUAGCCUCUCUCCAUUCUCCUUUUUAAAAUCCAUCAAGUUCUGUCUCAUGAUGCUCAUCUCCUCUCUCAUAGUGCUUACUGUUGUAUUGUUAUCUGCAACAUGGCUAUCAGCUUUUGGACCUUCAUUGGUGAGCCUGGGACAUGCUGACAGAGACCAUGAAGCGAACAAGAUUAUUGAGUUUGUAAAACAAACCAUGGGACAGAUUGCUCUCUCCUCUCGAGAUAUUCAGCAGCAAUUAAUCGGGGAUCAUUUUGAUCCGUACUCGGGAGAAAUUGUAGAGAAGAAAAUGUACAGUGCUUACAAGUCUGCUCAAAAGAAUCAUGGAGGAGUUGUUAUUUCAAGCUAUAUUGGAGAUGUUGAAAAUUAUUGCUUUGGGAUUAUCACGUGGACAAACAGUGCUGCUUUAUUCAACAUCACAAGACAAAACCAAAAAAUUUACUAUUGUGAAUCUCCUCUGUCAACAAACAUCGAAUGUAAGCGGAAACAAAACCCAGACGAAGUUGCUGGUUUCUUCGAUUUGAGCAACUUGAUCGAACUUUGUAACAAGUACCCUGGACAGCAAGCGUUUUCAAACAGUUACGCAGACCCGGCCAUGGGCAUGUACACUUUUGUUUCUCUUGUCAACUGUGUUCCAAAGACGAAUAAUUCUUUAUCAGCAAAUUUUACCUACUAUUAUGGAAAUGAUUUGACCACAGGGUCUAUUUCAGAGUUUUUGAAAAGGAGUGCAGCCUCAGUGCAAGGUCAAGCCCGCAGUUUUAUCAUAGAAACAUCAACCGAUUUGUUGAUUGCACUCGAUAGGUAUGACAACAUUAAGAUAACAGAAUGGAGCCCAAAGGAUGGCAGUUUAAUUCGAAAAACAUUUAACGAUGUUGACGACUCUGAUAUAGUCUACUUUUCAAAAACUGCGCUUUCCUCUCUAAACCUUAACAGUUUCUCUCAAAUUACUUGUAACACUUUGACAGUGGCUCAAGACUCACAAUUCUACAUUGUGAUUUACCGCCUUUGUAGCGAUACACACCUUGACUGGGUAAUUGUUUUAACUGUGCCUCAAUGGGUAUACAUGAAGCCUAUUGCCAUAGCUGUUAUUGUUGCUGUGGGAGUGUCUAUUAUUAUUAUUGUACUUGGAGUCAUUUUGGCAGUGUUUUUCUCGCUGAAAGUCUCGGCUCCAAUUUACAACUUAAUUGAAUUGUUUGAAAGAGUUUCAGACAUGCAACUGGAUGACUUGGAAGUUUCAAAAAGUAUCUUUUUUGAAAUACAUGCACUUCAAAAGCAAUUUUCGUUACUAAUCAAACGAAUGAAACUAUACCGUAGUUUUAUUCCAUCACAUUUAUUGGCUGAUGUCGAAAAGAGCUUACAAGAUGAUGUAGAAGGUCCUCCUGUAGCAUCACAGCCGUCUCAAAGCAAUCUAGUGGAGAAACAAUCGUCAACUCGUUUGUUUUCGGUAGUUAGAAGUGCUUCAACAGGAAAACCACACUCUUUCGGUAAGAAAAAUAGUUCUAGAAAGAAGAUUCAAAACACAAAAGAGGGAAACCACAAAUUCUCAUUGUACUUGGAAACCAAGUAUGUCACGUUGGUUAUGCUAUUAUUGGAUGGAUUAAAUGAAUGGCUUCACACCAGUACCCCUCAUGAAACUGUAUCUUUAUUGAGUGAUAUUUUCGACCAAAUCAACAGUGUUAGCAGAGCAUCUGGAGCCAAUCAGAUUUCUUCCUUAGAAAACGAGUCCCUUUUACUUGCUUUUAAUGCAACCUCCAGUCAACCCAGCCACGAACAGAAAGCAGCCUCCUUUUCUCAUACACUGCUGGAAAAAUUAAUGAAUCUAAAAACAUCAAAGUGGAGGUCAAAAGAAUACGUGCAGAGAAGACCAGAACUGGUGACGAUGAUGAAUUUUCGAUUUGCAAUUCACUCUACUGAAUGCUGGCUUGGAAACAUUGGAACAGCCAAGACCAAGGUAUUCACUUUGCUUUGCAGCGGAAAGACCAAUCUAAGCAUCAUGGGUGAGGUUUCGAAAAAGAUGGAUAUCCCAAUCGUUUGCUCUGAAAAUGUGAACCGAGCUUGUUUGAAACUGUACAAAUCAAGAUAUGUGGACACUAAGAAUUUUAUUGAGGAUACAGAUAUUAGGCAGUAUAGACCAAAAACUUUUGGAGCUAGUUAUCAACAAAUGGAAGAAUCAUUCUGUCCAGAACAGCCUACUCACUUGUUUCAACUUGGACUUUCUCUACAAACCUCUGAUGAUGAGUGGAUGUAUGAAAUGGCCGAAAAUGAGAAAAAGGAAGAAUGGAACUUGUACAAUAAGGCAUGCAACUUUUUCAUGGAAAACAACGUAUCUCAAGCCCUGCCUCUUUUCGAAGAAUAUUUGAGAAGCAAUCCAAACGAUAGACCUACCAAGAAUUUAAUUCAACUCUGUAAGAGAGGAAUCCAAGACGUGAUAAUGGAAUGA
Messenger RNA from Naegleria lovaniensis, 2601 nucleotides. RefSeq lists its product as uncharacterized. The transcript is spliced from 4 exons. The record is from RefSeq and is a predicted model, not a curated record. Gene Ontology annotation, molecular function: protein binding. NCBI's taxonomy places the organism in Eukaryota, Heterolobosea, Eutetramitea, Acrasida, Naegleriidae. The coding region runs from base 1 to 2601 and encodes 866 amino acids. Gene Ontology annotation, biological process: cyclic nucleotide biosynthetic process; intracellular signal transduction.